Fukomys damarensis (Damara mole-rat) is the source of this 3459-nucleotide messenger RNA. RefSeq names its product SAM and HD domain containing deoxynucleoside triphosphate triphosphohydrolase 1 (gene Samhd1). The transcript has 16 exons. The record is from RefSeq and is a predicted model, not a curated record. Gene Ontology annotation, molecular function: dGTPase activity; protein binding. The coding region runs from base 97 to 2001 and encodes 634 amino acids. Gene Ontology annotation, biological process: defense response to virus; dGTP catabolic process; regulation of innate immune response. Gene Ontology annotation, cellular component: nucleus. NCBI's taxonomy places the organism in Eukaryota, Metazoa, Chordata, Mammalia, Rodentia, Bathyergidae.
CGGGCGGGCUCGGCGGCCGGAUUCAUUUGUCAGUGCGCCUGCGCUCGGGGCGGGUGCCGAGGUUCUCCACUGCAGCGCCUGCCGCGGGGUGUAGCCAUGCAGAGAUCCGACUCCGAGCAACCUUCAAAGCGCCCCCGAUGCGAUGGCAGCCCCAGAACUCCACCAAACCCUGGCGCAGGGACGGACAGGCCCCCAGUCCUGGAACUCCAUCCCGACCACCGGACCUGGGACCCGGAGCAGGUGUGCUCCUACUUGGGGCACUGUGGCUUUGCAAAACCGGGGCUGCUGAAAAGCUUCCGAGAUAAUAAAAUCACAGGCUCAUUACUGCCCUUUCUCGAUGAGUCUCUCCUUGAAAACCUUGGAGUAAGUUCCUUGGGGGAGAGGAAGAAGCUGCUUAAUUAUAUCCAACGAUUGAGUCAAACUCAUACUGAGGCAAUGAAGGUAAUUAACGAUCCUAUCCAUGGCCAUAUUGAGCUGCACCCUCUUCUUGUGCGAAUCAUUGACACACCUCAGUUUCAGCGGCUUCGAUAUAUUAAACAGUUGGGAGGUGGCUACUAUGUUUUUCCAGGAGCUUCACACAAUCGAUUUGAACAUAGUCUAGGGGUAGGGUAUCUAGCAGGAUGUCUAGCUCGUGAACUGUGUGAAAAACAACCAGAACUGCAGAUAAGUGAGCGAGAUGUGCUCUGUGUUCAGAUUGCCGGGCUUUGUCAUGACCUUGGUCAUGGGCCAUUUUCUCAUAUGUUCGAUGGAAGAUUUAUCCCACUUGCUCGACCAGAGGUGAAAUGGACGCAUGAACAGGGGUCAGUUCAGAUGUUUGAGUAUUUAGUUAAUUCUAAUGGACUCAGAGCUAUCAUGGAACACUAUGGUCUAAUCCCUGAGGAAGAUAUUUGUUUUAUCAAGGAACAAAUUGCAGGACCACUUGAGUCACCAGUCAAAGAUUUUUCGUGGCCAUAUAAAGGACGUCCCAAAGAGAAAAGCUUCCUUUAUGAGAUAGUGGCUAAUAAAAGAAAUGGCAUUGAUGUAGACAAAUGGGAUUAUUUUGCCAGGGACUGCCAUCAUCUUGGAAUACAAAAUAAUUUUGAUUACAAGCGCUUUCUUAAAUUUGCCCGCGUCUGUGAGGUGGAUAAUAAAAAACAUAUUUGCACUAGAGAAAAGGAGGUUGGCAAUCUGUAUGACAUGUUCCAUACACGCAACUGUUUACACCGCAGAGCUUAUCAGCAUAAAGUCGGUAACAUCAUUGAUACUAUGAUUACAGAUGCUUUCCUCAAAGCAGACCCCUACAUAGAGAUUAUAGGUGCUGAAGGGAAAAAAUAUCACAUUUCUACAGCAAUCGAUGACAUGGAAGCCUUCACCAAGCUGACAGAUAACAUUUUUCUGGAGAUUUUACACUCUACUGAUCCCAAAUUGGAUGCUGCACGAGAAGUUUUAAAAAAUGUUGAAUACCGCAAUCUGUACAAAUACGUGGGUGAGACCCAGCCUGGGAGACGCAAGAUUAGAAGGGAAGAGUAUGAACACCUUCCGAAAGAGGUUGCUGACUCUAAACCUAUGGAUUUGGUCCUGGAGGCUGAAAUGAAAGCUGAAGAUUUCAUAGUGGAUGUUAUCAACAUGGAUUAUGGAAUGGAAGACAAGAAUCCAAUUGAUCAUGUUCACUUCUAUUGUAAGAGUGACCCUUGCCAAGCAAUCAAGAUUACUAGAAAUCAGGUCUCACAGCUUCUGCCGGAGAGAUUUGCAGAGCAGCUCAUUCGCGUAUAUUGUAAGAAGAAGGAUGAAAAGAGUUUGUUUGCAGCAAAACAGCACUUCGUUCAGUGGUGCGCAGCCAAUGACUUCACAAAGCCACAGGAUGGUGAUAUUGUAGCCCCCCUUAUAACACCUCGAAAACCAGAGUGGAAUUACACUGUAGCUCACCCGCCAGAAGCAUCCAGAUCCAGGGUCCAGCUGUUUAAGGGUGACUCUGCGGUGCGUAACGAUGAGUCCACGUUGCUUGAGGACACCUCGAUGUGAAUGUCUGCAGUUGGUUGUUUACAAAAAGCCCUCUCGCAACACAAGUUGGGGGAUUUAACCAUAGAGUUCCAUAAACUUAGUAACUGGUGCUUUUUAUUUUGUAUUUUGAAUGUAUACACAUCCUGAAGGUAAGUAAUUCUUAAAAAAAAAUUUAUUAGGCAAAUCUUGUUACACAUAUUAUGAAAAGAAUUACUGUGCCUAUUUUUAACAUUACUAACCUUUCUCCUUUAGUAGUCUUAUUUUCUUAGAAUAACAACUUUUUAAAAUCUAAUCUCUUAUGACCAGUGAUUGUUUUCUUUCUUUUUAUUUAGAAAUACGGAAUUGUCAUGAGCAGACAUAGUUAAAAAGAAAAAUCCUAGCCCCUAAGGAGGUGCCCAUCACCCCAAGUUUGAGGUUAUUGCUCCUCAGGGGAUCAAAGGAAGGACCCUCCCAUCAUUCUCCCACCCCCAUAGGCUACCAGGUUGGGGGAAACAGGAGGAGGUGAGGAGAUCUAAGCGCCACCUCUUGGGUGAGAGGACCUGAGAGUUCAGACCUCAUUUUUCUGCCUCUGUGGUGCUGAGGGUGGAACCCGGGGCCUCUUGCAUGUUGGGCCAGCACUGUACCGCUGAACUGAGCCACAUCCCCAGUGCAGACCUUCUCUUAACUAGAGCAUAAAGCUCCCUCUUAGGAGACCACAAAGCAGAGGGAUCCCUCAGACGAGGCUGCUGUCUCAGUCCGUUGUAGCCCCAGACCCGGCAGUUUUUCUCCCUCUUGAGUCCUCACUGCCCCAGCCGAAGGGCCUCACCUCUGCCCAGCCUACAGUCGACCGUCCACCCUGUGCCCGCUCUCUCAGCCUGCCCAGUGAGUGGCUUGGAAUAUCACAAGGACUGUCCUCAGGACCACUCACCUGGGCCUGUUUUUGCUGGUUCAGUGCAUUUUACAGAUUUUAAAGCAGACUGGAUUGCACUGCCUUCGUUGAGGCUAAGAGGAGAUCAGAACCAGUUUUCCCUUGGUAACUUGAUUCUUCCAGCCAUGGGAUGGGUAUCACCCUGGUUAAGCAGGGCAGCUGUACCCGGGAACCUGCCCCAUUCCCCACAAGGUAUAGAAAUUCAAGAAUAAGGUCCAGAAUUGGAGCCAAAGGGGAUGGUGAGCAAUUGGUGACCAGAAGAUGCUGGAGGUGCAGGGCAGUGGGGACAGAGACUAGGAGCCCCUCAUUUCUUACACAGUGUUGUGCCAUCGCUUUGCACUGUGUAACUAGACUCUGUCCCGCCCACUCUCAGUGCAGUGUUUGGGUCUGCCCUCCUGUGUUAAGGUGCCCGCUCUUCCUCAGUGCAGAAGCAGGGCGACUGUCUUUCCUAGGAGCGUAGGCAGGACUGUCCUGUCCUCUCUCGCCCCAUGCUGUGUGUUUGGGGACGCUCAUUAACGCACAAGUGAGGCUCCGGCCUGUGUCUGCCGAGCCAAGCACCUCUAACACAUCAA